Messenger RNA from Capsicum annuum, 2424 nucleotides. Its product is annotated as pentatricopeptide repeat-containing protein At5g25630. Lineage: Eukaryota; Viridiplantae; Streptophyta; Magnoliopsida; Solanales; Solanaceae. The transcript is spliced from 5 exons. Bases 310 to 2193 code for a protein of 627 amino acids. Gene Ontology annotation, molecular function: protein binding. The record is from RefSeq and is a predicted model, not a curated record.
UUCAAAAUUUCCAACCUCUCCUCUCCAUUCCUUAUCUUUUGGAACUUGGAAGGACACUAUUGCUAUGCAAUCCAUUUGUAUAAAUUGUCCGUGGAUAAGAUAAUUUUGAAUGCAAAAAAAAAUUGUGUCAACUCAUUUUAUCUUUUCUUAAUAUAAGAAACCGAGUGUGUGUAAUACUACCCUCAUUCAAAUUUAGCUGUCCCCCUCUCAUUCUGCUAGCCAAUCCUACAACUCCAACUAAGGAAUCAAGCUCUUCCUGAAACCUUCAGCGCACUUUCUAUUAAUUGCAUAGACCAUAAAGGAAAUUACAUGGAUGAUUUAAGAACAGAAAGGCCCACCUAUGAAAAAUUUCACAAGAAGUCAGGAAUGAGAACCCUUAUCAGAAAAGAGUUGCUGCAUCCAUUUCCAAUCAAGGAAAAAGAUCUAGAUGAUAAGAUGCCACUGCGACCAACACCAGAAUCUGGCCUCUGUGCCUUCUGUGUGAAUGGUAAUAGCUGUAGAACUGUUCGCUCAAGAACAAAACUGAUGAACACUGUUUUAGAAAGAGGGAGGCCCGAGGAAGCCCGGCUAAUUUUUGAUAGCUUGAUUAAAGGAGGGCAUAAACCAUCUCUAAUUACAUACACUACCCUCUUAGCGACUUUGACAGCCCAGAAGCGUUUCAGUCACAUCCAUUCCAUUUUGUCUGAAGUGCUAAAGAGUGGUAUGAAGCCAGACCCUGUUUUCUUCAACGCUGUUGUUAAUGCAUUUUCUGAAUCUGGAAACAUGGAGGAAGCAAUGAAAACUUUCUUGCAAAUGAAGAAGAGUGGGAUAAAGCCUGCAAUCAGCACUUUUAACACUUUGAUCAAAGGGUAUGGAAUUGCUGGAAAGCCUGAAGAAUCUUUAAAGAUAAUGGGGUUAAUGUCGCAGGAGGUUAACGUGAAACCAAAUUUGAGGACAUACAAUGUGCUUGUUAAAGCAUGGUGUAGCAAAAAGAAUUUUACCGAUGCAUGGAAUACUGUGGAUAAAAUGAUAGCUUCUGGAUUACAACCAGAUGUUAUCACUUACAAUACGAUAGCAGCAGCUUAUAGUCAAAAUCAUCAAACUGAAAAGGCUGAAAGAGUGAUUUUAGAAAUGCAAAGGAAGAAUGUGCACCCUAACGAAAGGACGUGUAGUGUCAUCAUAGCUGGAUACUGUAAAGAAGAUAAACUAAAGGAUGCCUUGAGAUUUGUAUACACAAUGAAGGAUCUUGGAAUGCAUCCUAACCUUGUUAUUUUCAAUUCACUGAUCAAGGGCUUCCUUGACAUGUCAGACAGCGACGGUGUUGAUGAGGUCCUUACAUUAAUGGAAGAGUUUGGUGCCAAACCUGAUGUCAUUACUUUCAGCACCAUCAUGAAUGCCUGGGGCGCUGCAGGAUAUAUGGCUAAGUGCAGGGAGGUCUUUGAUGACAUGGUCAAUGCUGGCAUUCCACCUGAUGUCCAUGCGUAUAGCAUUUUGGCCAAGGGUUAUGUCCGUGCAUUGGAACCAGAAAAAGCAGAAGAGGUCCUGAAUGACAUGAUUGAAUCUGGUAAUCGUCCAAAUGUUGUGAUUUUCACCACUGUAAUUAGUGGAUGGUGCACUGCUGGUAGAAUGGAUUAUGCCAUGAGGAUCUUUGAGAAGAUGUGUGAAUUGGGAAUAUCUCCUAAUUUGAAGGUUUUCGAAACUCUGAUAUGGGGUUAUGCAGAAAAUAGAAAUCCUCGGAAAGCGGAAGAGAUAAUCCAAAUCAUGAAAGCAUUCAAUGUUCAACCCGAGAAAAGCACCCGUCUUCUAGUCGCAGAAGCCUGGGGUGGUGUUGGAUUAGUUGAGGGAGCAAAUGGACUGUCCUACUCAGAUGAAAAGCAAAGCUUAACUAGUAAACUCGAUAUGAAAGAUGGAACAGAAGUGGAGAACUUAGAAAAGGUCUACCAGCAGGAUGCUGAUUGUUAUCCCAAAUUUUUGCAGAUGCCCAAUGAACUAAUUAAUGAACCAAAGGGGACAGUAACUGCAGUUAAAAGAAGUGGUAUGGUGCUAAGAGAAGCUGAAUUUUCAUGUGAUACUUUGUCGGCUGCAACAAGGUCAUUGCAUAUUAGCUGUAGAUUUGGAAUGCGGGCUCCUGUUGUUUGCCAGAGACAAUUCCAAGUGCAGCUUUGUGCAUCUGGUCGGGUCGGAUACUCAAGUUCAAUUGUGUUCUUGACCUGAAGAGAGAAAUGGCUGCAAUUUCUGCACCUGAAUGUAGCUGGAUGUGAAAGUAAUGUGAUUAGAGUCGAGUACAUAUAAAGAGUGACUUCAAAUUGCUCCGCUCUCCGAGGACAUGGUUUUGUAAAGCUUUACUGAUCUUAUUACUCAUAUCUUUUAUUGUCCAUUGUAUCUGUAUACUGUGCAGCCGUAGAAAUCAUAUUUGGAUAUAUGCAAAGUCCAGUUGUGAAUGCA